CUUAUUAAAUAGGUCUAAUGUAGCUUGCGUUUUGAAUGAAAAUAUACUAUGGCCGAAGGCUUAUUGCCUCAUACUAGUAGUAGCCGUAAAAAAGGAAAGCAAAAAGGUUUUGAUGUUUUCCGGCAGCCUCCACCUAGAGUUAUUGCAGAAAGGUACAAUAACAACCGGCCCUUCAGUGCGUCGGACUCAGACUCUUCUUCGAAAAGUGGAAAUGGUGCGCUAGGUGGGAAAACGCUAGCCACCAUCACAACUGUCGCGCAAAAUUCAUCUAUUGGAGAUGAUUCCAGAGCUCACCCUCAGGGACCUUCCGAAACACAUGAUUCGGUUGCAAAGCGUUUGUCAGAUUUUACUGGGUCCAGUACUUACGUAACGGCAUCGCUUCGAGAUCCCGUUGUGUCAGUCGAUAAAAUCAGCUCGUCUCAAACUCUUGCUCCAAGAGAUUCACCUUCGAACUUCGUUAACUCGAAUAGUUUGCAGCUGAGAAAACUGUCGGAUGCUCAUGCAAUUCCAUCACACGGAAGCAAAUCUGUGGCCUCUGAAUCAUUAUCUUCCGCGAGAAGUGCAUUCUCUCCGGUGGUUGGUGUUUCAUACUCUGGGCAGCAACCAGCACCCAGAGUGCCACCAAGAGUCCCGUUGCACCAAAGACCAUUUGGAAAGCAACACAAGCGAAAUUCCAACACGUGUUCAAUUUCGGGCAGCAAUGCUAGCAUCAACUCAGCUGCAUCUUCCACUGCGCCGUCUGAUCUUCCGGCGCCGGUGAAUGAGUUAGGCCAGACACAAGCGACAGUUUCACCUUUCUUCCAGGACCCCUCCUUGUGUCUCGCUAAUCUGCAGUUGUCACCUACCACCACGAUAGCGUCGAGUGAUGGAAACAAUUUGACACCUGAGAAUAAGUCAUGCAACCCCAACCUAUUGAAUUGCGCUCAAUCGCCCGGCAAUGUUAAACUUACAUCUCCUCUUCAAAUCAGCGCGAACAACAUCAUUUCUGCUCAGGUUUCAAAAACAUCAUUCAACAUUCAAAAAGGAGCUGUGUCCAGGCGAAUUCCUCUCACGGAUCAUGACGUAUCUGCUCAAGGUCCGAGUCAGCUACACGAGGUAUCCAACGAAGAGCUGCAUAGCAAAGUUUUGUCAGAUGACAAACUUGGUGCUAAUAAGUCUUCUAUGGGGUCAAAUGGUUCUACAAAAGUGAAAGUCAGUCUGGAUCAGCAUGCAGCGAAAAGUAAAAAUGGAUCAGAACAACAGAGUAAGAACAAAAUUAAGACUCUGCUUGAGAGUGGAAAAUUAAGUCAGGAUACUAGCAGGUUGUUCCGGAGUCUGCCAAUGUUGAGGCAAAACGAGCAAGUUGGAAAGACCUCGAAUGCCACCCAGAGCUUGAACAGGAACAACUUCCAGGUUAUGUCCGCUCAAAAUAAUUUUCCAGCGGGAGCUGAAAAUGAUUUCAUGCAAAAUAAUUCGGGGACUGAGACUUCUAUGGCGAUUAAAAAGAGCUGUCAAAGUGAUGAUGCGCAAUUGAGUAGCCAGGAGCUGAUGGAACGUAUAUACUCACUUGAUUGGCAAAGAGCUCAGCUGCUGUCCCAAAUUGAGAGAGAAACUCAGAGACAUACAUUUUAUGCUCAGAAAUUUGCCAACAUUAGACAAAAGAAGUCAGCAGCUGCCAAUAAAGAGGACCUGGAUCUUCUAAAAUCGGAUGCAAUGCUUCUAAACUGCAAGCUAGCUGAAGAGUUAGGAGUCGAGAACGAGUCGCAACUGAAGUCCAGAAUUGAAGCCGAUACAGAGGCCCUGAGGCGGAUGGACCAGAAACUUAUCCAAUUGUUUGAGAUGUUCUAUCUUCUGGAAAAUAACAGCACCGUGCCCAGUUCUGAUAACAAAACUCGAGAGACGCAACUCAGUGGAACGGAGACACAGGUGGAAAACGCCGAAGUGGUGUGCUUUGCGCAGAAUGGCAGCACAGUCACCGAGCAGGAGGACAAAGCAAGAAUAGACUCUGUUGGAGAAAAGGCUGUUGUAUCUAAUCCACAGGUCGAGAUGAUGUACAAGUUUUUGGGAAGUUUCAAUGACAACAACUACGAGGAGAUGUCCAAGACUUUCUUCCUUAUGUCAUCCACGCCAGAGAGCUGCACGGCCAUGCGACAGUCAGGUUGCCUGCCUUUGGUCAUCCAGCUGAUUCAUUGUGAACUGGAUGCAACUGGCAGUGGAGAUGUGUCUGGAUCUCAGGGUGGGAAUAAAGACUCCUCGUCAUCGUCUUCUGAGGAGGAGCUGCUCUUGGGGAGUAUUUGUGACCUGAUGGAGGACCUGGACAAGAAGAGUGUGAGUGUGAGACAGAGGGCGACAGAGGCACUAAACAACAUCAUCCAUUCGCAGACUCAGUCUAAACAGACCAACAGGGACAUCAAGAUGCUGAGCUAUCUGUCAAGUAUCCGAACAUACUGCGAGACUGUGUGCAGAGAGUACUGUGACUAUAUCUCAGUGGAGCAAGGUGCUCGAGAUGCCUCAGCGGCCGAAUCUCACAUGUUUCGAAACGUGUCUUUGCAUGUUAAGAGAUUGGACCCACUGGUGCAACUGGUGAACACACUGACUAAGUUAUCCUUCAUGCCCGACGAGCUCAUCUCAUUCCAGUCUCUGGGUGGAAUUCCUGCAGUCUGUGAACUUCUUCUGAUAGACUUUGGCUUGUUGUUCAAAGUUUCAAAAAAGCAGCCACAGGGAGCAAACUCUAUCCAUAUGUCAACAUUAUUGGAUCUUUCCACUAAAUUGCGAAGGCAUGUUGCGGAACUGCUUACCAAUAUGACUCAUAAGAACCAGGCGGCUAAGUCAACCUUGAUUCAUUACUCGAAAGUCAUGAAGUGUUUGGCACUGCAACUGAGUUCAAAGCGUGAAGACUUAGUCCACGUGACUGCAGACUUAGUUCGGAACUUGGCUUGGCAACCGGAGCGAAGUCAGAUUAUGGUUCUGAGAGAUUUGAACGUUGUAAUCUUACUGUCACGAGCACUAGUCACGUUUAACAACUUGAUGGCGCUGCGUGCUAUUUCCUCUGCUCUCUGGAACCUCGCUAGUCAUUGUAUGGAAAACAGAGUCGAAAUUUGUUCUGUGAAUGGGUGCUUGGAAAAAAUAGUCUCACUGACCAAGUUGGAUCUAAGCAACAGCUGUCAGUAUGGAAAUCAACAGACGGUGUACAAUGCAACUGGUUUGUUGAGCAGUCUUUGUGGACAUAUCGCGACCAGAGGUGAACUUAGAGGUCUUCUGAGGCAGAUGAAGACAUACGAUGUCCUUCUGGAUCUCUGCAAGAGAUAUGAUAUGCCAGAUAUUGUGGCCAACUCAGUUUCCUGUUUGUUCUAUUUGUCCUCGAGAGAUAAAUUGGAUCAGGAGAUUCUCUGGAUGCUUGGUGCUCCGAAUAUCCUGAAAGAUCUUUUGAACAACAGUAACUCGAAAAUCGCAAAUCCAGCUCUUGGAGCUAGGAAGAACUUGAUGCAAGCCAAGAGCCAGCUUAGAGGAAUCCAGACACAGCUUUCGACUAACUCACCCAAUUUCUUAAAUGGCAGCAUGGGUAGUCCUCAUGUAAACAAUGAUCCAAUUGGCUCUUCACCUGUGGGUGGAGGAGUGGCGAAGUUAGUCAGACCAGCCGUGAUGUUUGAUGAACCGAUAGCGGCUCAUUCAAAUGUUGGAGAUCCGGAUCAUUUCCAGGAACAUACAUUCGGACAUGAAGGUCCAGGUAGUGGAAAUAAGCAAUCAGGCUUGAAUCAAUUAAUGCAUCAACGAGAUUUCAAUGUGAAUAGCAAUCAGAUGAAACUUGCUCAGAGUAAUGGGGAUCACGAUUGGCAGAAAGACCAGUACCAAGGAGAUGCCAACUCAAGCUUUGAUCCACGGGUGGUUCUAUCGAAUAAUGGUGUCAAAUCAAGUGUUACUUUUAACCCAAUGCAACUUGGGCCUUCAACUCACAAUGCAAAUAACGAGGCAUAUAGCAGUUACCAAGAACAAUAUGCAGUUGACAGGCAACGACGAAUUACUGGCUUUGAAAGUCAGCAGAAAAUGUCACAAGGACAGUUGGAUGAUCAAGAUAAACGAUCUGUGGCCAGUUCACAAGGAGACGAUGAAGUUGUGAACUAUACGCUAAAAUACUAUGGAAGCGAGUCUCAGGCAGAUUUAGGAGCAGCAGAAGUCAUAAACGAAGAUCCAGGGUUCAGUUCAUAUCCAUUGUCCAAUCAUAUUGAAGAGUCGGAUUAUUACGAGCAGCCGACGGAUUUCAGUGCACGGUUCCCGGAAAACGACGCAAUGAGUACAUAUGAGGAAUUGGAUUUCUCGAUGACAUCAAACAUGAGUCGAAAUAUAAUAGAAAAUAAUGAUAUCACUGGUGUGCCUAUUAGUAGGCCACCGGUUUGUUUCGAAGAGGUAAAUUACGAACACAACGAGGAGCACAAUGAUAGUAUGAACGAAACUUUGCAGCCUCCUCAUGGUGCGAUCAAUUCACCGGCUGCAGUAUAUAGACAGGUCAGAUUCAAACCGGCAGAUAAUGUAGCCGAAAUGAACGUCUCCUCGACAGCCCGCAUUAUGAUGUUGGAAUCUGAACGCAGAGCAGCAGCUCCAUCUAUGCCAAGGGGACCUUUAGAGAGCGUCUCGUCAAGUGUCCACCAGGAACAAGAUUCAGAAGGAAUUAUGUCCAAGAAAGGAUCAGCAACCGGGACGCCUCUGAUGGGAGAUACUCCUUUGAUGUUUAGCCGCAGAAGCUCCAUAUCUUCUUUGGGAGAUUUUGAAACGCAGUCCAUUAACAGCAACAGUAAUUUUGCUAGUGAACAGGGGUCCAGGGCAAUUUCUGGAGCAGUGUCGCCGAGCGAUAUUCCAGACUCUCCUAACGAAGCUAUGAUGGCGUCCCGCUUGGCUGCCAGCCAGCCGAGCUCCACUCUGCAAAUGGACGGUGGUAGAAAUUUUGGAAACUCCAAUCCAGUUGUUUCCAAGCAGAAUCCAGCAAACAUUUCUGGUCCUCCAAAUGAGGCCGCAGAUCAACCUGGGGCAUUUAUUGAAGAACAAGUCAAGAACGAUUUUUCGUGUGCCUCCAGUUUAAGUGCGCUCACGUUUGACGAUGAUCCAAAGGUGAAAGAACUGGCAAAUAAGUUUCAUCACCAGUUCACAGAUUUAUCCAGUGAUUCGACUGAACAACAGCCAUUUGUUCAGAUAAACAUACCGAGAAAACUUAAGCUGACUGAAACCGCGCAAUUGUCGCAGCAAAUGGCUGAAGGCAAUGACGAGGCAAUGGCGCCUCGUGAUUGGUCCAAACUAGACACAUCUCAUGAUGAAGCGGAUCGCAAUCUGAACGAGCAAACCAUUCGAAGAAUAAGCGAUGGUGAUUCUGCAUUGCUAGAUGACGAAGACGACGAUGUGAAUUUACAAGAAAGCAAUGAAGAAGACCAUAGCGUGCUUAUGGAAGCAAUAAGCUCAGGAAUGCCCGAGAGAAAACCGAGAGUUAAAAAAUCGAGCUCUUCUAAACAGCCAAGUGGGAUUAAGGGACCGUCUCAGCUACGGUCGAACUCUGGAGUAGUCUACUCUUCUGCGCCUUAUGUCAAUAGCAAUUCAGGUCGGAAGAGUCCUGGAUUAACCCGCAGUAGUAGCGGGCGAAGUGUCGAUUCGAACAGUGGUCGAAAGUCACCUGGACUAAAGGUUCCUGGUGGCUCUUCAUAUGCCGUUGCUAGACCACAGAACUCUUACAUGGAUUUAUAUUUAAGGCGAACUUCUCAAACUGAAUCGGGAAUCAGUUCCCCGAGAGGAAAUGGAGGAAAUAUGGACAUGGUAAAAACUUAUCAAACUGAGGGAACGCCACUAAAUUUCUCAACACGGACUUCUCUUUCAGAUUUAUCGGUACCGGAUGAUGCAGUUCCAGCGAGUGGAGUGUAUAUAGCACCGCAAAAUUUCCCUCCUCAAAGCUCUAUCAAUAGUUCGAGCGCUAAACGAAACCAUCUUGCGCCAGAAAAGAGACAGCAAAUGAAAUCUUGGUCUAUGAAUUCGCCAGGAGCUGGAAGCGUCAGUAAAUAUAGCAACGCAACGGGAGGAUUCGACUCACCUAAAGUGUAUAACGUAGAGGGUACUCCAGCUUCCUAUUCCAGAAACGAUUCCUUAAGUUCUCUGAGUUGUGAAGAAGAGUUGAAUGAAACACCAGUGGCAAAUGUUGCAAGUAGACCUCCGAUAUCUAGCAAUGCUAUUAGUUGCAGUGGCCCUACCAACCGUUCGCCUGGUAAACUAGAGCGAAAGGACUCCGGUAGGAGUGUAUCCAAAAUUCCGGUUCCUACCAGUUACAGGAGGUCUGCGAGCAAUGGAUCUGAUUUGGAUAAGCGCUCUAGCUCGAGUGGAUCCCUUAACAGAUCCGGAUCUGGCAACUCAAAGGGACAAAGUCAGUCACGAAAAUCACUUUCUCGGAACAAUUUGCAGAAUGAAGAUCGAGAUUCCAAUGGCAACUCAUUUGAGGCUUUUAAUGGAAGAAGUUUCGGAGAUCAAGAUGAAGAUGCACUAGGUCGUCGGAGGUCAAUUGGCGAAGUCUCAAAUGCAUCAAGUGGCGGAGACGUUGGGCUGGAAGACCGUGCCCUACUAAAUGAAUGCAUUUAUUCAGCAAUGCCUUCUAGUGCCCGUAAAAGCUCGAAGUCGAAAAGUAACAUGCAAGUGAAAGAACAGAAAAUGCACAAAAACUUGGAAGUAAUAAGUAGUACAAGAUCUGCGGACGAAAAUUCUUGAAGUCGGCUGAAUUACUCAAACGAAAAAAUUAUUGGAAAAAUGAAGAUGAAGCCAAAAGUUGGCUGUAAUUAAAGCAGUUAAUUUUUUUGGGACAUAGUAUUUAAAAAAGUUUCGGGUUUGUUUGAAAUCGCAUUCUAUUUUGUAUCCUAUGUGAUUAGCUAUCAACUUUUUAUUGCCUAGAAUUUAGUUUUCAUGAACAUAA
Molecule: messenger RNA, 6913 nt
Organism: Symsagittifera roscoffensis
Lineage: Eukaryota; Metazoa; Xenacoelomorpha; Acoela; Convolutidae
Product: adenomatous polyposis coli homolog
Exons: 14
Coding region: 49-6711 (2220 amino acids)
Biological process (GO): nervous system development; positive regulation of protein catabolic process; pattern specification process
Cellular component (GO): cytoplasmic microtubule; catenin complex; beta-catenin destruction complex
Molecular function (GO): microtubule binding; beta-catenin binding; gamma-catenin binding
Source: RefSeq, a predicted model, not a curated record